AUGAAGAAGACGCUGCUGCUGUGCUUUAUCCACGGCUUCAAGGGCGGCGAGUCAACCUUUGGAGACGACUACGAGUUUACCAAGCACCUACGAGACAUUGUUGCGCAGAAACUACCCAAGGUCGAUGUGCGGGUGUUGGUGUACCCCAAGUACGAGACGAGAGGGGACUUGGGAGAAUGCGUGAGCCGAUUCCGCAGCUGGUUCGUCUUUUCUACCAUCCCCGGCCCCUUUUCUAUAGUUGUCAUGUCUCUCGUGGCGGGAACAUGCAGACCAAUGCUGGAGGACAAGGUGAUAGACAUGGAGGUAGCGUCAGGCACGGCGUCGCCAACGGUCGACCCCUCGGUCCGGACCAUCCUCGUCGGCCACUCCAUGGGCGGGAUAGUCGCCGCCGAGCUCCUCAUCGCGCUGGCGUCGGAGAAGCCAAUCUACUCGGAGGACGGGAUCCGCAAGUCGGACGGCGAGAGGCCCGCCUUCAACGCCUUCAUGUUCCCCUACGUCCAGGGCGUGCUGGCCUUUGACACGCCCUACCUCGGGAUAUCGCCCGGCGUGAUCGCAGAGGGGUGGACGUGGGCGUCGUCCCAUCUGGAGUUUGUGGGCUGCCUCGCGAGGGCCGAGGAGCUGAAGAAGCGCGUGGGCUUCGUGGUGCGGCUUCACGAGGAGCUGGGCGUGGGCUUUGCCAACCUGUACACGAGGUUGGGCAAGGGUGCGUCUUCCAAGAAGAUCAGCAUGGCUGGGACGGUCCUGGGCAAGGACAGGACGUUUUGUAACUUGCCCAAGACGAUGAAUGCGGGGGACUGGAUCGAGGCGGUCAACGAUGAAGCGGGAGAUGAGACGGUGGCACAUAUGACCAUGUUUGAGCCAAAGGAGAACCCUGGGUAUGAAAAGCUAACCCACGACGCGGCUGGUUUGAUUGCCCAGUGGUCACGGAACGAUUGGUAUGAGAACUCGACAGAGACAACAACACCAGAGAGGGUGCAAAGUGCAGAGGUGGACGAGAAGGGCAAAGGGGCAGAAAAAGAAGAAGAAGAAAGAGAGACUACAGAGCAAAUCGCACCAAACUCAUAG
Metarhizium acridum CQMa 102 is the source of this 1065-nucleotide messenger RNA. Lineage: Eukaryota; Fungi; Ascomycota; Sordariomycetes; Hypocreales; Clavicipitaceae. The record is from RefSeq and is a predicted model, not a curated record.